This is a messenger RNA of Calidris pugnax (ruff), 1856 nucleotides long. RefSeq names its product aldehyde dehydrogenase family 3 member B1-like. The coding region runs from base 1 to 1800 and encodes 599 amino acids. The record is from RefSeq and is a predicted model, not a curated record. Lineage: Eukaryota; Metazoa; Chordata; Aves; Charadriiformes; Scolopacidae. Gene Ontology annotation, cellular component: cytoplasm. Gene Ontology annotation, molecular function: aldehyde dehydrogenase (NAD+) activity. Gene Ontology annotation, biological process: aldehyde metabolic process. The transcript is spliced from 12 exons.
AUGCAGCAGCCCCACGGCAGUGGGGUCAGGAAAGCCCCCGAGGAGGAGGAUGAUGAUGGUGGUGGUGAGAAGGGGAGCGUGGAUGGUGAUGCCACCAGCAGGAACCCCUACGCGGCGCUGGUGACCAGCCUGAGGGCAACCUGGCUCUCGGGGAAGACACGGCCCAUGGAAUUCCGGGUGGCCCAACUGGAAGCCCUGGGACACUUCUUGGAUGAGAAGAAGCAGGAGAUCCUGGAGGCCACCGCCUUGGACAUGGGCAAGCCCCGCUUUGAAGCCGAAUUCUCCGAGAUCCUUCUCUGCAAGAACGAGCUCCAUGAGACGCUGAACAACCUGUCCCACUGGAUGAAGGAUGAGCACGUGGACAAGAACACGUGUCCCCAUCCCUGCAGCAGGAACCCCUACGCGGCGCUGGUGACCAGCCUGAGGGCAACCUGGCUCUCGGGGAAGACACGGCCCAUGGAAUUCCGGGUGGCCCAACUGGAAGCCCUGGGACACUUCUUGGAUGAGAAGAAGCAGGAGAUCCUGGAGGCCACCGCCUUGGACAUGGGCAAGCCCCGCUUUGAAGCCGAAUUCUCCGAGAUCCUUCUCUGCAAGAACGAGCUCCAUGAGACGCUGAACAACCUGUCCCACUGGAUGAAGGACGAGCACGUGGACAAGAACAUGGCAACCCGACUGGACUCGGCCUUCAUCCGCAAGGACCCCUAUGGGGUGGUGCUCAUCAUCGCACCCUGGAACUACCCCAUCAACCUCGUCCUGGUGCCCCUCAUCGGGGCCAUCGCUGCCGGUAACUGUGUCAUCGUCAAACCCUCGGAGAUGACCAAGAACUCUGAGAAACUGGUGGCUGAAGCACUGCCCAGUUACCUGGACAAAGACUGCUUUGCCGUGGUGACCGGCGGUGCGCAGGAGACUACCAGGCUGCUGGAGAACAAAUUUGACUACAUCUUCUACACCGGCAGCCCCUCCGUGGGGAGGCUCAUCAUGAUGGCAGCUGCCAAGCACCUCACGCCGGUGACGCUGGAGUUGGGGGGCAAGAACCCCUGCUACGUCUCUGACACCUGCGACGUGCAGAACGUGGCCCAACGGGUGGCCUGGGGACGCUUCUUCAACGCGGGACAGACCUGCAUCGCCCCCGACUACGUCCUCUGCAGCCUGGAGAUGCAGGAGAAGCUGCUGGUGGCCCUGAGCAAAGCCGUCAAUGAUUUUUAUGGCUCCAACCCUCAGGAGUCCCCCAACUUUGGCCGCAUCGUGGGGGACAAGCAGUUCCAGCGGCUGCAGGAGAUGCUCGACAGCGGGCAAGUGGUCAUCGGAGGAGAGACGGACGAGGCCCAGCGCUAUAUCGCUCCCACGGUGCUGGUGGACGUGCAGCCCUCUGACCCUAUCAUGCAGGAGGAGAUCUUUGGCCCCAUCCUGCCCAUUAUCACCGUGGCCAACGUGGACGAAGCCAUUGACUUCAUCAAUAGCCGCGAGCGGCCGCUGGUUGUGUAUGCCUUCUCCUCCAACAGCAAGGUGGUCAACCAGGUCCUGGAGAGGACCAGCAGCGGUGGCUUCUGUGGCAACGACACCCUGAUGCACGUGACGUUGACUUCACUGCCCUUUGGUGGCAUCGGGAGCAGCGGGCUGGGAAUGUACCACGGCAAGUUCACCUUCGAUACCUUCAGCCACCACCGGGGCUGCCUGCACCGCAACUUGGGCCUGGAGGCCUUCAACGCCCUGCGCUACCCACCCUACACCCAGCAGAAGCUGGGGAUGGUCCGGGCCGCCUCGGAGGUGAAGCGCAAGGGUGGCUGCACCCUGCUCUGAGGGGCUCCUGCCACCCGUCAUGGUGGCCACAUGCAAUGAAAGGUGGUUCCUUGCAA